Paramecium pentaurelia is the source of this 1017-nucleotide messenger RNA. The record is from the annotation of a GenBank genome assembly. Lineage: Eukaryota; Ciliophora; Oligohymenophorea; Peniculida; Parameciidae.
AUGCAAACUAUGACUCAUUUAUGUAUAUAUUUCAAUUAUAUAGAACUUAGUGGUUUCUCAUUCUUUUCUUCUAAAAAUACAAGAGAUUAUUAACAUCUCAUUGUUAAAACCAAAACAAAUAAUCAACCUAAAAAAAGGAAGCUACUCUUUCUAAAAAAAAAGAAAUAAAAUAGUAAUUCACUUCCACACUCCUAUCGAAUCCCAUAAAUAGAUGAUGUUCAAUAUUAAACAACCUUGUCAUUGACUGAAAGAAUAAAGAAGCGAUAUUUCUAACCUUUAAAAAAUGCUGUUGCUAAAAUCACUGAAAUUAGACAAUAAUAAUUGCCUAGAAGAAAAUCAACUUAUGGAAUAUUAUUUGGUUAAUUAACACAAAAAGAAAUGCAAAACUUUCCUACAGCUAUAGAAUAACAUAAACAAAUAAAUAAAUAAGAAUUGGCUUUAACAAGUUUUGCAAUUAUGUUAGAAAGAAAGUAAAGAAAAUAAACAACUAGAAAACUAUCUAAAAAGCUAUCCAAAUAAGAAUCUCUUGUAGGUAAUAAUUAUAAAAUAUUAUUAAAAGAAUAUGAUAAUAUGGAAAGACCUCCUUCCUGUAAAACCCCUCCUAAAAUAAUCUUGACAUCUAAACCUAAAAGCAAAUCUAAGAUUUAAUUAGAGAAAGAACGUUAUUUUAAAUGGUUAGAUCUCAAAAUGUUUCAUUUCUAAUCAAAUAAACUCUAAAAAAAUAAUAUGCCACAAUAAAAUUAAAGAGUCAAAUAACAUUUUCAAACUCAAUCUUGUGCUUCAUUAAGAAAUCUUUAAAUAUGUUCUUUUACUUCCUCUCCUCUUCUAAAAGCUAGGGCUAAAUAAAGCACAGAAGUUAAUUUGGUUCUUACAAAAUAAAAAAGUAAAUCCACUCUUAAAACAUAAAGACCUUAUAUAACACAUAAUAAUUAAUUAUAGAAAAAGAUACAAUAGACAUUUGAAAUCAAAAAUACCUCAUGGUUAAAAUAAAAUUCACUUGAAUAAAAAUUUAUUUGA